GGCUUGUCAAGAUUAAAGAAGCAAGAGACAUUGAGACAAAGCUAAAUGAAGUGGAGCGACUGUUGAAGAAUACCAUUAACAUGCCCUGGAAGUUUUCUAGGUCAGAAGUUGUCUUAACAUUCUUUGAACGCUCGCAGCUUGACCAGGUCCUGAGGAACGACAAUGUCCACAAAAUUCAGCCAUGCUUUCAAAGUCCAGUUAAGAUUUCAGUUUCACCUGCUUUGGUGCAAAUGAAAGUGACAACAGGUGCACUGGAGAGGCAACAGCAAAACAACCCCCCAAAAGGAAAUGGUUUUGCAGAGAUCAUGAGGUCUAAUGGGUUUUGCCUGGCAAACACAGAGACCAUUGUGUUUGAUGAGAGCAUUCCACUGGACAAAGAGAGACCCUCCUCCACUGACUCAGCCCAGCACUCGUAUGAUGAGGAUGGGAGAGAAUCUUUGGAUCCUGUAGAUCAAGACCUGAGUGACGAUGAUCCUGAAGCUUACGUCACUAACCUGUCCUACUACCACCUGGUUCCCUUUGAAACUGACAUCAUGGAGUAACGCAAACAAUUCUGCAUGGGUGGACAUUUACGGGGAGCACUGAAUCCCACCUAAACAGUGCAGAUCCAGCAUGUAAUUUCUGCCAAGUGAUAGAUGUGCUUAUAUUUUCUGAUUAGUAGUGUUUAUGACGGCAGGAAGAGUUUGAAUGCAGAGAUCACUGCUUGCUUCCUGCUUUGACUUUGUCCAUCAGAUUGGUUGGCCUGAGCCCAAAAUUACACUAUAUUCACACACGUGCCUCAUUAUUCAACCUAGACUCAUGCUGUAGCUGUACUACUAUUUUUUAUAUAUAGAGGUGUCUUUCUUGUCAGAUAAUUUAAAUCGCUCUCAGAAGAUAAUUUUAUUAGCUUGUGGCCUCUUUUCUACUGAAUGACUGUGGACAGUAGCUGAACUUUGUUCUUUUCUCUUGAAUACAAAGGGCUUGCACACUCACUUGGCACAUGGUGCCUAGUCCACACACACACACGCACAC
Molecule: messenger RNA, 1011 nt
Organism: Sinocyclocheilus anshuiensis
Lineage: Eukaryota; Metazoa; Chordata; Actinopteri; Cypriniformes; Cyprinidae
Product: PX domain-containing protein 1-like
Exons: 5
Biological process (GO): regulation of DNA-templated transcription
Molecular function (GO): DNA binding; phosphatidylinositol binding
Source: RefSeq, a predicted model, not a curated record